AAAAAAGAAGUUAAUAAAUAAAUGUGUAAUUAUUAAAAUUAUUUUAUGGUAGGUCUUGGGGAUUCCGAUAAGGGUGCGGCAGAAGUUGGUGCUACAAUCGCAUAUAUAACUACGUUCUUGGAAUUUACAUUUAUGAUUUUUUUUUCAGUAAAUACAUAAAACGAACAACAAAUACAACAACGACGUAAAUAAACAAGUAUUUAUUAGUCAUUUAUCGUUUGCAUUCAGGCCGUAAAAACACACUACAAUCGGAUCGUUUUGUGCUCUAAUAAUUAGAACAGUUUUGACAUACGGAAUAAUCUGAGAAUAUGCCGAUUUUAUAUAGCGUCAUCUCGCGCGGCACCACCGUGCUGGCGAAGUAUGCUGGAUGCGUUGGCAAUUUUGCUGUGGUGACGGAACAUAUAUUAUCAAAGAUUGAUGAGGAAAAUGAAAAAUUGACUUUUACACACAGUCAGUACUUAAUACAUUAUAUUUGUAAAAAUAAAAUUAUUUACAUGUGCAUCACCGAUAAUGAAUUCGAUCGCACACGAGCCUUUCUGUUUCUUGCUGACAUUAAACAAAAAUUCAUACAAACCUAUGGACUACAAGUGGCCACUGCUAUUGCUUAUGCCAUGAAUACGGAGUUCUCUAAGGUGCUUGCAGAACAAAUGCAGUUCUUUAGUCAUUCACGCGAAGUGGAAGCCAUUUCAAAAGUGCAUGGACAAAUUGGCGAACUAAAAGACAUAAUGAUUAAGAAUAUAGAUAAUCUUAGAGAUCGCGGAGAGAAACUAGAACUACUUGUAAAUAAAACGGAAAAUUUAAGCAAUAAUUCAGUCGCAUUCCGUAAAGCAUCACGGAACUUAGCACGUCAAAUGUUUUGGAAAAAGAUACGCCUAUAUGUCAUCGUUGGAUUCGCAAUAAUAUUUGGCGGAUAUUUAGUUAUUAGUAUGAUUUGUAAUGGCCUUUUAUGGCAAAAAUGCUUGAAUUAAAUCACAUAAUUGAUAACAAAAGAAACGAAAGGGUAAUAAAUUAUAGAUUAGUUUUCAUAUACACACACAUUUUAUAAAAAGGAUUUUUUUAUA
Messenger RNA from Teleopsis dalmanni, 1061 nucleotides. Its product is annotated as vesicle-associated membrane protein 7-like. The record is from RefSeq and is a predicted model, not a curated record. Gene Ontology annotation, molecular function: SNARE binding; SNAP receptor activity. NCBI's taxonomy places the organism in Eukaryota, Metazoa, Arthropoda, Insecta, Diptera, Diopsidae. Bases 309 to 968 code for a protein of 219 amino acids. The transcript has 5 exons. Gene Ontology annotation, cellular component: membrane; SNARE complex. Gene Ontology annotation, biological process: vesicle fusion; exocytosis.